AUGACAGCCAUCAAGGCAAUUACCGCUCCUCCAUCGGACGUUGAUCUGGAGAAAGCGGUGCAGGUGGAAGAGAAGCUAUCUAGGGCACUUGCUGCUUGCGAAAAUCUCACGCAGCGCUUGAAACAGAAAAAGGAAGCAGGGGAAGAGCUGACAGACGAGGACAGAUAUGAGAUGCAAAGCUUGCUUGACAGACUGAAAUAUGUGGAGAAACGACAAAACACAUUGAAAGGAGCAGUCGACGCUGACCUGAAGAGGAAACGUGAAUUGAAGCAGAAGCUUGAGGCGGAAGCAGAGGCGCGUCGCUUAGAGGCCAUGAAGAUUACAAAGGAGAAGCCGGCCGCAAAGCUGCGCAUGCAAGAGCUGAGGGACAUGAACCAGAUAGAACUCACCCAGGACGACAGAGACAAACGCUUGAAAGAUGCCAAUGCUGUUACCAAGAUUGUACCAUCUGGAGGCCUCGUUGGUUUCCAGGUGGCUGAAGAUCUGCUCGUCAAGGACUAUGACUAUCAGAAUGAUGAUACCAAAAACCCAUGGGACGGAACGAACAGAGACGACUGA
This is a messenger RNA of Coccomyxa subellipsoidea C-169, 558 nucleotides long. RefSeq lists its product as hypothetical. Lineage: Eukaryota; Viridiplantae; Chlorophyta; Trebouxiophyceae; Coccomyxaceae. Bases 1 to 558 code for a protein of 185 amino acids. The transcript has 4 exons. The record is from RefSeq and is a predicted model, not a curated record.